AUGACCGAGGCAGAAUACCCCUACGACACGAGGCUGGUGAGCGAGUUGCUCCGGGACAAACGCCGGACCCGCAGCAUCCGCUCGUGCUUCCCCUGCCGCCACCGCAAGGUCCGGUGCAACGGUCAGACGCCCUGCAGCAGCUGCGUCAAGCGCAGCCACCCGGAGCUCUGCCGCAUGCCGACUACCUCUGCACCUGCACGAUCAGCCAUCAGAGAACCAGAGGGCCAAAGUAGUCCGAGACCCUCCGAGCCCGAGCCGGGAGUUGUACCCGCCGCGUGGCAUCCGGCGGCGGCCAUUGCGCGGCUGGAAGCUAUCGAGCGGCAGAUCGGGGAGCUGAAAGCAAGCUUUCAGCACAUUGCAGCCACAGGGUCCGAGUCGUAUCCGGGUUCGUCGUCGUCACCGCUCGUAGUUGAGACAUCAAGUCCGGCUGAAUCGGAAAGCCGGCCCCGGAAAGCUCCAGGACAACAAGUCGUCGAGGAGGCCACCGGCGCCACGAUCUUUCUGGGACGACAUGCGGACUUUCCUCGGGUAUUGGGGUGUCGGGAGCCGCAGAUGGCUCAGGAGCAGCUGCUGCAGGAUGCGAUGAUGGAUGACGGGGGCGUGCCCCGCGCGUAUCCGUUCACGGGGCUCUGGGGACUACAGGCGACCACCCGAGAUGUCUGCGAGACGUUGCCGGAUGAUGAGGAUAUUCUUCGGUACUGGCAAACGUACCAGACCACCGCGUACCCAUUUUACCCGGUUCUGGUGUCGAUCGACGAAUUCGGGGCGGCCCUGAUGGACUUCCUGCAGCAACGCACACGGCUUGACCCCUCGGACAAAGCCAAGCCGGAUGAGGAGCCGGGGUCUUCCUGGCUGGCACUGCUGUUUGCUGUGCUAGCGUGCGCGGUGCAGUUCGCCGACGAUCCCAUUCAAGAACGCGAUCUACGUUCUAGAGUCUUCUUGUGCUCAUCCUUCCAUUGCCUGCGUCUGUCCAAUUUCUUCAGCCAGACCAACCUGGAGCAGAUCCAGGCCAUGGCGCUGAUCGGGCAUUGUCUACGCAAUAACCUUGACACCAACAGCGCCUGGAUCCUGAUGGGACUAACGAAAGCAGGCGCAACCAUGCGCCUCGCGCAAAGCAUUGGCUUACACGACGUCCCAGUUUCUGUUCCACCUGCCGAAAGACCGCGAUGGAGUAGACUAUGGUGGACCCUAAUCCAACAAGACUGUUUCCUCUCCUUCACCUACGACCGCCCGCCCAGCGCCCUCCCAGCCACCAGGACCACAACCCCACUCCCGUGCCUCAACCACCAAGCCCCCAAGCAAGGCGGCCUAACCUUCCAAUCCAGCAGCCUCCGCAUCUGCCAACUGGUCCUCAACCAACAACCCGUAACAACACCCGCGCAAGCCCUAACCGCCAAGGACCAAUUCCUCGCGCUCCAAAAUUCCGCCGCCCGUUUCCUCACCGACAAACAACACUGCACCAGCCUCCAGCAACACCUCGAGCGCCUCGCUUUUCAGAUCCACCUCGGCUACGUCAUCUGCCGCAUGUACCGGCUCCAUCUGGACCUGUCCGCAGCCCACGAUCCAGCGAUUGUGAAAGAGUGCACGGCGACGGCCGCGCGGGUCGUCGCCGCGUUUCUGGAUCUGUAUCGGUUGUCGAAGGCGGUGUGUCGGUCGUGGGCGUUUGUGCAUAAUGCGGUGAGUUGUGCGGUCACGCUACGGGGGUUGGGGGUGCAUCGGGGUCAAGCUGAAGUGGAUGGAGAGUCGGAGGCAGCGGACGAUUUGGUGCAGCGGCUCGUGGGGAUGUUGCAGCUGGAGGCAAGAGGGUCGGAGUGGUGCGAUGAGGAUACGAAUCGGAGGCAUUUCGGGCCGUAUUCGCGGGCGUUGAGGGCUUUGUUGGAGGUUGAGGGGGGGCGGGAGGGAGAUAGGGGAGAGAGGAUGGGAUUUGAGUGA
Molecule: messenger RNA, 1932 nt
Organism: Aspergillus brunneoviolaceus CBS 621.78
Lineage: Eukaryota; Fungi; Ascomycota; Eurotiomycetes; Eurotiales; Aspergillaceae
Product: Zn(II)2Cys6 transcription factor
Exons: 5
Coding region: 1-1932 (643 amino acids)
Biological process (GO): DNA-templated transcription; regulation of DNA-templated transcription
Molecular function (GO): DNA-binding transcription factor activity, RNA polymerase II-specific; zinc ion binding; carboxy-lyase activity
Source: RefSeq, a predicted model, not a curated record